CAUCCAGAUUUUUCAAGAAAUCUUGAACGAGUUUUGAAAUUUUAAAAACGAGGAAUAGAGCUCAAUAAUUUUGGACAAAAAUCAGCGUAGAGCUUCCAAUACCAAACUAAAAUCUGAAAACCAGGAUUAGAUGAAAGGACAGGAUAAAAAAUGAUCGUCGAUGGAAAUGCCAAGACAGAUGUCUCGAAUCGACGUGAGCCUGGACAAUUUUGUGGAGAAGCUGAACAACCCCAAACUUUUAUCAGUGAAACCAGCUAUGUCAGAGUUUUAUUCCACACAGAUAACUUUACCGAUCAAACUUACUUCUCAUUCGAUUCCCGAGCCGAGCAACAGCUGGAGGUCUAUCUGCGCUACGGGCAGCAUCCCGAACUAUACCCGAAUCGCAGAGGGGAAGUGGUCCCGGGAUCUUACUGCGAGCGCGAGUUCCGCGACUGCCGCCUGCAGACCUGUUACGUGCAGUCGCCGGCCUACCCGGGGCUCUACCCGAGGGCGCUGAAAUGCCGGUACCGCCUGCACACCAGGCUACCCUUCAUCAAACUGUAUCUUCAGAACGAGCACUUCGCAGUCGACGGACAGCGAUGCGAGAACAUCAUGACAUGUCCCAUGAGACCCAUAGGAUCAGGAGCUGAUCACUGUCCAUACGAUUGGUUAAGCGUCUUUGAUGGGCGAGACGAUCAGGCGCCUCUUAUCGGAACAUUUUGCGGUAUGGGCAAAUUUCCACAUAGUAUUAUCGGAACAUCGCAGCAUCUCUAUGUGGAGUUUGUAUCUUCGCCAGCAGGUCCCCUGCUCAAUACCGGCUUCCAUUUCAACGUGGGCAACUGGCCUGGACACGUAGAGACCGCAGGCGUUCGCCAAGGCCCUUGCGAUUGGCUCCUUAGUUCCGACUCUUUGAAGAACUCUGGUGCUACUGAAGGUAUCUUCUUGAGUGUAGCACAUUGGUAUCCUCCUGAUACAACUUGCAGCUAUCAUAUACAAGGAAGACCGGGAGAAAUCGUCCGAUUGUACUUUCCGAGUUUCCGAAUAAAUCGUGUCGAGGCUGCCAUCCGACCAGCUCAGGGCGACUGUGCCGAAUCGCUAACAUUAUAUGACGCUGAUGGGCCCGAUGACGCGAAAAUCAUCAAGACUUUCUGUGACACGUUCUCUAGGCCCAUGGAAAAAGUCGAUUUUGUCAGUUCCGGGCGAUCGCUUUUCGUUCGCUUCGAGAGCAAAACGGGAAGCUAUAGCGGAUCUUCUCUGUACUACUGGGCGCAUUACGAUUUCUUCAACGACACCCGCUGGGGCAUUCCAGUGCCGAACAGCGUCUGCGACGAGACGUUCCCCGCCUGGCGCGUAUUGAAAGGAAAGCUGCGGUCUCCGCUAAAUUCGCUCGUGUACAAGAGGGCCGCCGGAUCCGACGUGAGGUGCCGUUAUCGCUUCGUCACCGACAAGAGACUAUUCUCGAGGGUUGUGCUGGAUAUAGUCAGCCUCAAUUUCAAGGAUCAUCCUUACAGCACCGGUCCAUGUACGAGAUGCAUGGACGAUCGCGUCGAUAAACUUAUGGCCUGGGAAGGCACAGGAAUUGAGCACGCAGGACUCAUGACCUGCCUAUGUACACCGCCUACAAGGCCGAUUCGUCUGGUGUCAUCCAGCGAUCAACUUACCUUAGAAAUGCUUGUACAAGGUUCCCAUGCAGCAGCGAGUUACUUCAAACACAACGCCGCGCUUUUUGAGGCCCGUUACGAGUUUGUACACGGACCACUAUGUGGACCUAUUUCUAUGGGGCCAACAUCUGAUGGCGAACUUGUUUACCCAUACAGAGGUGCUUUAGGGUUACCCUUGCCAGAUCCGCCAAGAAAAGAACGUUGUAUAUGGACAGUAAGAGUGGCCGCACAGCGGGAUCUUUGGCUUCAUUUAGAUAAGGCGAGGUUUGCCGGACGCAGUUGUGACGAAGGCCGUAUCGAAAUUGCCCUCGCUGGUCGAGCUGAACCAAGAUUUAUUGUUUGUGGUGAGAAUAUCAGUGUCGCCAAAGACCUACCUAUUUUAUCAGCCGCUGAAUUAGGUGCAAUAGAUGGCCCGGAAGGUCCACAAGAACCACCACCAGUCACAAUCCAAUAUAGUGGUGAUGGUAAUCCGUCUAGAGUCUUAUUCCGCUUGGUUUGGACAGAAUUAUAUCAUCUACCACGUAAUGCUGAUGGAACUUUAGCUACAUCAAAAUAUACCGAGUCUGGUGACAAUUGUGAAUUUGCUUGUCCUGGAGGCGCAGGCUUAUGUAUACCGACAAGAUUGGUUUGCAACGGCGAAGAAAAUUGUCCUAACACCACAUCAUUCAAUGCAAUCGAUACACGCUAUAUAGAAGACAAUCUUAAACGCAUGGGCUUGUGGCAACAUGAAGAUUUACGCAAUUUGAAAUUUUUAACAGACGAAUCACCGGCGAUAUGCAACCGAAGGGACGUGAGUGAUUUACAAUGGUUGGGCGUUGCAGUAGGAGCUGCUUUAGGAGCAAUUUUAGCCGCACUUUGCCUUGUAGCUUUGUGCAAAGCUUGCCGCCGAAAACGAGACUACUGACCAAAAAGUACAGCCACUACUACACUUUUCAACUACAAUAAUAAAUAUUAAUUAGUUUUGUAAAUAAAGCCAGAAGUACUAUUUCCAAAAAUUAAUCACAGAUAUAUUAUUUUUUUACUAUCUUGCAAAUACUUCAUGCAAAAUUCAAAAAACGAUGAUAUAUAUUUAUAAGUGAUUUAUCUGAGCGCGUGUAAAAUGAAAAUUAUCUAUUCUGGAAAUAGUAAACUGUCUGGUAUUCACCGUAUGAGCACAAUAUACAAAUUUGGCGUGUAGUGUGGCAGCACAAAUCACAAAUAUGUGGAAGAAUUGAAUGUCUGGAUUUUUAUUCUGAAACUGUAUUUUAAUCAAAGCAAACUGUUGAUAUUAAAGCAUUUCAAAGCAUGUGUGACUAAAACUGCUAAAUUUGAAAUACUAUUUUUGAUCUUGCAAUAAAUUUAAAACACGAAUCUAAUGUAUGUAUUAUAUGUAUAUAAACCUACAUGCAGGAUAUUCAUGGGGCUUAAAUAUAAAUUAAACUAAAAAAAU
Ctenocephalides felis (cat flea) is the source of this 3069-nucleotide messenger RNA. RefSeq lists its product as uncharacterized. Bases 151 to 2544 code for a protein of 797 amino acids. NCBI's taxonomy places the organism in Eukaryota, Metazoa, Arthropoda, Insecta, Siphonaptera, Pulicidae. The transcript has 9 exons. Gene Ontology annotation, cellular component: plasma membrane. The record is from RefSeq and is a predicted model, not a curated record.